This is a messenger RNA of Branchiostoma floridae (Florida lancelet), 1376 nucleotides long. RefSeq names its product 39S ribosomal protein L24, mitochondrial-like. NCBI's taxonomy places the organism in Eukaryota, Metazoa, Chordata, Leptocardii, Amphioxiformes, Branchiostomatidae. Gene Ontology annotation, molecular function: RNA binding; structural constituent of ribosome. The coding region runs from base 198 to 890 and encodes 230 amino acids. The record is from RefSeq and is a predicted model, not a curated record. Gene Ontology annotation, cellular component: ribosome; mitochondrion. The transcript is spliced from 6 exons. Gene Ontology annotation, biological process: translation.
UAUUCUGUUAUACUGUUUCUUUUCUGAAAUAUAAUGUACACUCCCCCUAUUUGUGGAUAAAAUGUACUGUUCCAGUUACAAACAUGGACAGGGACAUGGCGACCUCCUUGUGACACACAGAAAAACAGAAUCUUUGACUUAACGGUGAGCCCUUUUGUUGCAUGGUCAUCUGGAUAAAAUAACAGUUCUUCUGGAAAAUGCCACGCCUGACCCAACUGCUGGCCAUGGCGGCCCGUACCUGGACUAAAGAGGAGGCGGAAUACGUCCCAAAAUACAUCAGAUACGGCAUGAAUAAACCCGGCUCCCUCGGGCACAAGAUGGCAAACUUGAACCCCAACAAACCCAGGAAGAGGGUGUGGGUAGAACCAAUCAAGGAUGAGAAUUGGAUGGUGAAAAAGGGAGAUAUUGUCCAGAUCCUAAGAGGUCGUGACGAAGGGAAACAGGGAAAAGUUGUCCAAAUCAUCAGGGAAAGGAACUGGGUUGUGGUGGAAGGACUCAACUGUCAUUAUAGGUACAUUGGGAAGAACCCAGCUAAAGACUUCCCAGGGCAGAUGGUGAGAAGUGAAGCUCCACUCAUGUACAGGGAAGUCGCACUGAUUGAUCCAUCAGACAAUGAACCAGCAGAGGUAGAGUGGAGGUUUACAGAGGAUGGAGAGAAGGUGAGAGUGUCCACACGGACGCGACGCAUCAUCCCUGUCCCACCUGAGGCAACCGCUAGAGAGGAUGGGAUCGUACCCGAGGCCUACAAAGAAACUGCUAAAGACACACUCUCCGAGGAAGCAACUCGAAGGACAUAUGUCCCAUCACUGGCUUCAUUCGAGGAUGAAAUUUUGACUCAUGUAGGAAUAGAGAAACCAGAAAAGAAUCCUGUUAGAGUUUUCUGGUACUGACAUAUAUAUUUUGUUAAAGUGGAAGCUGCGAUACACAGGUCGUCAGUUGCAUGCAUUUCUAGUGUGCAUGACAGAUUUCUUUUCCAGUAUUGAAGCCAAGACAUUCCAAAGCUUUGCCUUCAGGUUAAGAGCUGCACAUUAACAACACCCAUCUCUGUCAUGGGCUGGCUUUGAAGAUCUUGGCAAAUAUAUAGUGCUGUCUUAUUGUGAAUGUUACAUGUAUGUACCCUGAAGCAAAAUGCAAGAGAAUGAUAGAGAAUUUGUGGACUAAAGCCUGUCAAUAGCCAAGCAUUUUGUAAUAAAGUUAGUAAGAUAAUACAUAUUUACUGUUCAAAAGUCAAUGUUGUUUUAAUGGACAUUUGAGAUAUGUAACAUUAGAUCUCAGGAGUAUUAGUGUUGCACAUACAAUGAACAUACACGUUCAACAUGUAAUGGCAUUCAUUGCCUAACAUAUGAUGUGUGAAUAAAAAAGUAUGUCAAGCCUUA